Apis cerana (Asiatic honeybee) is the source of this 3527-nucleotide messenger RNA. RefSeq names its product armadillo (gene arm). The record is from RefSeq and is a predicted model, not a curated record. NCBI's taxonomy places the organism in Eukaryota, Metazoa, Arthropoda, Insecta, Hymenoptera, Apidae. Gene Ontology annotation, molecular function: cadherin binding. Gene Ontology annotation, biological process: cell adhesion.
CCUUUGUUGUGCCGCACGCCCACGCGCGUCCCUCUACCUUUGGAAAUCGAGCAUUCUUCGCGCCUUGUGUGCAUCUCUAGAUACGAUUUCCUACCGGAUUCGAUCGAAUCAACGCGGCCCCCGCUCGUGUUCCAAAAUAAAAGUGGAAGCUGCAACAACGCUUGGAGGAAUCUUUCGAUCGUGCCCACAUUCCAUGUGUGGGUAGAUUCUCCCGUAGGAGCCAUGAGUUAUCAAAUGUCUUCGAAUCAAUCUAGACCAAUGUCCCACGGAAAUUAUCAAGGCUUGGGUGAUUUACCCAUGGGUUCUGCCAAAGAACAAACUUUAAUGUGGCAACAAAACUCUUAUCUGGGUGACUCUGGAAUUCAUUCUGGUGCCGUUACCCAAGCACCAUCUUUAUCGGGCAAAGAAGACGAUGAGAUGGAAGGUGAUCAAUUGAUGUUUGAUUUGGAUCAGGGAUUUGCUCAAGGUUUUACGCAAGAUCAAGUCGAUGAAAUGAACCAACAAUUGAAUCAUACAAGAUCUCAGCGUGUUCGGGCGGCAAUGUUUCCAGAAACAUUGGAAGAAGGUAUAGAGAUUCCCUCCACCCAAUACGAUCCAGCUCAACCUACCGCUGUUCAAAGAUUGGCAGAGCCAAGUCAAAUGUUGAAACAUGCAGUUGUCAAUUUGAUAAAUUACCAGGAUGACGCAGAUCUUGCAACGCGCGCGAUACCGGAAUUAAUAAAGUUGUUAAACGACGAGGAUCAAGUAGUUGUAUCCAAGGCAGCGAUGGUAGUCCAUCAACUUUCCAAGAAGGAAGCUUCUCGUCACGCCAUUAUGAAUAGUUCACAAAUGGUAGCUGCCCUGGUCCGUGCCAUUUCAAACAGCGACGACCUCGAGUCGACGAAGGCAGCAGUUGGUACUUUGCACAAUUUGUCCCAUCACAGGCAAGGUCUGCUGGCUAUUUUCAAGAGUGGCGGUAUACCGGCUCUUGUGAAGCUUUUGAGUUCUCCAAUGGAAUCCGUACUCUUUUACGCAAUCACGACACUGCAUAAUUUACUCCUACACCAGGAUGGUUCUAAAAUGGCUGUACGACUUGCUGGAGGGCUACAAAAGAUGGUCGCUCUACUUCAACGGGAUAAUGUCAAAUUUCUAGCUAUAGUAACCGAUUGCUUGCAAAUUCUUGCGUACGGUAAUCAAGAGAGCAAAUUAAUUAUAUUGGCUUCUCAAGGGCCAAUAGAACUGGUACGCAUUAUGCGUUCCUACGAUUACGAGAAGCUUCUGUGGACGACAUCGAGAGCAUUGAAAGUGUUGUCCGUUUGUCUUAGUAAUAAACCGGUGAUAGUCGAAGCUGGUGGUAUGCAAGCGCUUGCGAUGCAUCUAGGUAAUCCAAGUCAAAGACUCGUCCAAAAUUGUUUGUGGACGUUACGAAAUUUAUCGGACGCUGGCACCAAAGUCGACGGAUUGGAAGGUUUAUUGCAAAGUCUUGUACAAGUUCUUAGCUCUACCGAUGUGAAUGUCGUCACGUGUGCCGCUGGUAUUUUGUCUAAUCUGACUUGCAAUAAUCAACGUAACAAAGUAACGGUAUGUCAAGUGGGAGGUGUUGACGCUCUCGUGCGUACGAUCAUCUAUGCGGAUAGCCGGGAAGAGAUUAGCGAGCCAGCGGUAUGCGCGCUUCGUCACUUAACGUCACGUCACGUGGAGGCAGAAAUGGCGCAGAAUUCUGUCCGCCUAAAUUAUGGAAUUCAGGUUAUAGUGAAACUUUUACACCCACCUUCGCGUUGGCCGUUGGUUAAAGCGGUGAUAGGAUUAAUUCGCAAUCUGGCACUUUGCCCCGCAAAUCACGGCCCGCUACGUGAUCACGGCGCGAUUCAUCAUCUGGUCAGGCUUCUGAUGCGUGCUUUCCCCGAAACGCAACGGCAGCAACGCUCGUCCGUGGCAAGUACUGGAAGCCAGCAAGCGUCAGGCGCGUACGCAGAUGGUGGUGUCCGGAUGGAGGAGAUAGUGGAGGGUACUGUGGGCGCGCUUCAUAUUCUCGCAAGGGAGUCUCACAACAGGGUCAUAAUUAGAUCUCAGAACGUGAUUCCGAUUUUCGUACAGUUAUUGUUCAACGAGAUUGAGAAUAUUCAACGUGUCGCGGCUGGCGUGCUCUGCGAGCUCGCCGCGGACAAGGAAGGUGCUGAAAUGAUCGAACAAGAAGGUGCUACAGCUCCUUUAACGGAACUGCUUCACUCUAGGAACGAAGGUGUCGCGACAUACGCGGCAGCCGUUUUAUUCCGUAUGAGCGAGGAUAAACCACAGGAAUACAAGAAACGACUGUCCAUGGAACUUACCAAUUCUUUGUUGCGCGAAGAUACGAAUCUUUGGAAUAACGCUGACUUUGGGAUGGGUCCAGAUCUACAGGACAUGCUUGGCCCUGAUCAAGGCUAUGAUGGUAUGUAUGGACAAGGACCCCCUAGUGUACACAGCAGCCAUGGAGGCCGAGGGUAUCAGCCGCAAGGUUAUGACCAGAUACCAGUAGAUUCGAUGCAAGGGUUGGAAAUAGGUGGAGGGUCGACAUAUGGCGCGAUGGACACUAUGGACGUGGCGCACGAGGGUGACCUGAGUUUCGAUCAUUUAGGAGAGCUUCCUGCACCGCCACAAGAUAAUAACCAGGUUGCAGCUUGGUACGACACCGAUCUCUGAAAAUGUGCCAGCAUCGUAUCUCGCCAGAGAAACGAAUCCGUGAGGCUCUUAAGUAAUUUCAAUAUAGACUAGUAUUGAAAUUACUAGCUUUGAGACUAGUAUUGAAAUUACUAUUACUAGAAAUUACUCGUUUCGGGGUUAGCGGUAUAAAUAGACACUCGUUCCUUUUUUUUUUUUAAUUUUUUUUCUUGCGAUUCAAUAAGAUCGCAUUUCAAGGAAGGUCUAUGAUGUAACAGGUACCCGUGUGAUCGACAGUGCCGAACAAGUGUCGAAACAAAUGAUAACCAUCGUCCAACGAGGUGCGAUUCAUUACUUAUUGGAUAAAUCAUCGGUUGAUUAAUUAAUCAGUAUUAUAUAUCGUGUGUAUAUAUAUAUAUAUUUCGUAUAUAUAUAUAUAUAUAUAUUUCCACUUUGUUGGAUUUUUCGUUCGUGAAUAAAAUUUGUUAUCGUUUGUUCGACAUUAGCCAGCAUCGCUUCGACGUUGUCGAUUGUUCGAGUUGCCAUUGUAUUAUAAAUUUGUGAACCUAUUUGCGAAUCGCAGACAGCGAUUAUCUAUGAAUACCGCCAACUCCGAAACGAUAGUAUCAUUCUUGAGUAUCAGUGAAUUACAAUCAAGUAUAAAUAUAAAUGAAUAUCAAUGAACUUUCGCAUUACGUAUUUUACAGGGUAGUUAUACUUAAUUUUUAUUAUUAUCAUUAACGUAGCUACGCAAUCGUGGCGGUACUUUGCUUCGUUCGAUGCUCUGUACGCGCCUCUGAUCGCUGUCGAUGUAUUAGACCUAAGUGAGAGACACGUAAUUCAUACACACCAUGUAUAUGUAUCAUUUAAUUGUUCAUACGAAUAAACUGAACGAUUAAGUAUUCAAA